CCGCCCCCCGCCUGCAGGCUCUCGAGCCUGAGUCGGAGCUGAGCAUCCCGCUGCCCCGACCCUCCCGCGGGCACGCAACGGGCUCAACACAGGCUCGGGACUGGAGGUGGGCAUCUUCACUGCCCAGGAGUCAUUGUGUGUGGAUGGGACAGCCUCCCUGGAAAGUCGGCCAUUCCAGAGUCGUGCCUCGGCAUGGGCCUUGCCACUGAGGCAGCUCUGCCGUCUGCGCUGGCCUGAGGGUGCUGCCUGUCAUGGGGGCAGCCAUCUCCCAGGGGGCUCUCAUCGCCAUCGUCUGCAACGGCCUUGUGGGCUUCUUGCUGCUUCUACUUUGGGUCAUUCUCUGCUGGGCCUGCCACUCUCGCUCUGCUGACGCCGAUUCUCUCUCGGAAUCCAGUCCCAACUCCAGCCCUGGCCCCUGUCCUGAGAAGGCACCACCACCCCAGAAGCCUAGCCAUGAAGGCAGCUACCUGCUGCAGCCCUGAAGGCCCCUGGCCUACCCUGGAGGCCUGGACCUGAGAACACCCGAGUCACAGCGUGGAAUCCGAUCCCAGAAUUCUGUCAGCCUGGGGUCCAGAAUUUAGAGUCCAGUCUAUUUGAAGCUGGACCCAGCAGCCUAGAUUGUAGCCAGCCUGGCUCCGAGAGAGGCCUGAGGAGCCCGAGAGAACAGGCCUGGAGAGGGGGGCUAGGAGUUGGUGCUAGGGCCAGGGCCAUUCCAGACUCUGCUCCAUCCCAAGGGCCAAGGGCUGAGUUUACCCUUUCUUUCCCUAGGCUCAGCACCUCUGGGCUCUCUAGGUUGGGGAAGCAAACUGGAACCUGUGGCAAUAAUGGUAGGGUGUCCAGGCAUGGCCCCUUCUCUGGUCCUCCCACUGUUUGUUAGAUAAUAAAC
This is a messenger RNA of Acomys russatus (golden spiny mouse), 886 nucleotides long. RefSeq names its product energy homeostasis associated (gene Enho). NCBI's taxonomy places the organism in Eukaryota, Metazoa, Chordata, Mammalia, Rodentia, Muridae. Gene Ontology annotation, cellular component: plasma membrane. Bases 252 to 482 code for a protein of 76 amino acids. Gene Ontology annotation, biological process: positive regulation of Notch signaling pathway. The transcript is spliced from 2 exons. The record is from RefSeq and is a predicted model, not a curated record.